UGUUCUUAUAAUUAGGAUCCAAACAAUUCCAUAAGUUCGUUUGAUCCUUGUAUAGCUCCACAAACUUAAUAUUUUGAUCGGAUGUCCACCUGUCCGCCAUUUUGACGCCGAAACAAGAAACACUGCACCUGGGGUGGACCCGAGCGUACAAGCUACUGUCAUUUCGCAAAAUCGUGCGAGUUGAUGGGUUGAUUACACCUAACGAGUACAGUGGCGAGUCAGUGUCCUCGGCCGAGUGCUCGGUUGGUAUAAACACUUUAACGAGUGCUCGGCCGAGUGCUCGGUCGAGCAUAGAGGCGAGAGAGUCACUAGAAUCCCAAUCUGUUUACUAGGCCGAGUACCCACCUCCCCGCUUCAUUCUUCUGCCCCCGCAGCGACUCGCUGUCCCGCUCGGCACGCGUGAACACGCACUCGCUUGUCACUCGGUCACUCGACACUCGGUCGUUCGUCACCAAGCAGUGUGCGUGUUUAUGUUUUUGUUUUCAAAAUUAUUAUCCUAAUUUCAAUUAAAAUGGCCGCUAAUAACAAAUGGAGCUUGGAAACAACGAUAAAAUUUAUUCAGUGUUACAAAAUACAUGAAUGUUUGUGGAAUUUUUCAUCACCCGAUUACAAAAACAAGGACAAGCGUAAUGCAGCACUAAUUGCAAUAGUAAAUGAGAUGAACAUCAACGACUUUGGUGUCACAGAGGUGAAGAACAAAAUCAAAAAUUUAAGAUCAACUUACAGCCAAGAAUUGAAAAAAAUUGAAGACUCAAAGAAAUCGGGAGCUGGAAUAAAUAAUCUUUAUGUCUCAAAUAUAAAAUGGCUCAAGGAAAUGGAGGAGGUAUUCAUGAAUGAUCUGAAAAGAAAGACGUACGAGAAUAUUCAAUCGGUGUCUCAAAUUCACGGUCAUCAAAAUGCUGAGCAACAACAAAGUGAUUUACAAUGCGUAGCCUCUUCUGAACAAGCAAAUCGUUCACAAUCUACAGUCACUGAUGCCAAUGCUACAAAUAAUACAUCUACUGGCACUUCUGCUACUCCUUCACGACCAAAAAAGAGGCCUAGAGAAAUUGUAAAAGCCAUUAAUGAUUUAAAGACGAUGCACGAUAAAGUAUUUAAAGAAGAAGAAGAAACACCAUUCGACUUAUUUGGUAAAAGUGUUGCAAUGCAAUUAAAAACAAUGUCAGUGGAAAAUGCGUUAAGGGCACAACAGAAAAUUCAAUGCAUUUUAACCGACAUUGGGAUAACUGAUUAUAGGGAGAGAACAGCUUCAUCAAUCUCUACCUACGAGUCAGUUGCGACUCCAGCAUCUACUUAUUCAAGUUACGAUGAAACGCUGACGGCCGGCACAUAUGAAGUUGGUACUGAAGAUAGUAAUGCUGUUUAUUCUUAUAUUAUCCAAGAACCAGAAGCAUCAACAGAAAUUACUGCCACGGAUGAUCUCAUUCACUCAGCUAUGCAGGCUGCUUCUGUUAGUAGUAAUAGGUCUGAAUAGUUUUAAGUACUUGUGUAGAUACUGAUUUUUAUUAACAAUAAACCGGAAUUAAGGUAAA
Maniola jurtina (meadow brown) is the source of this 1532-nucleotide messenger RNA. RefSeq lists its product as uncharacterized. Lineage: Eukaryota; Metazoa; Arthropoda; Insecta; Lepidoptera; Nymphalidae. The transcript is spliced from 2 exons. The record is from RefSeq and is a predicted model, not a curated record. The coding region runs from base 512 to 1474 and encodes 320 amino acids.